Conger conger (European conger) is the source of this 1038-nucleotide messenger RNA. It is a transcript of the gene prph2a, whose product is annotated as peripherin 2a (retinal degeneration, slow). Gene Ontology annotation, cellular component: membrane. The coding region runs from base 1 to 1038 and encodes 345 amino acids. Lineage: Eukaryota; Metazoa; Chordata; Actinopteri; Anguilliformes; Congridae. The record is from RefSeq and is a predicted model, not a curated record. Gene Ontology annotation, biological process: visual perception. The transcript has 3 exons.
AUGGCGCUUCUGAAGGUGAAGUUUGACCUAAAAAAACGUGUGAAGUUAGCCCAGGGGCUAUGGUUGAUGUACUGGUUUGCUGUGAUGGCUGGGGUGCUGGUUUUCAGCAUGGGACUUUUCUUCAAAAUCGAGCUUCGCAAGCGGAGUGAAAUUAUGGACAACAACGAGAGCCAUUUCGUCCCAAACCUGCUUAUCACAAUGGGGCUGCUGGCCUGCGGGGUGAAUGUCCUCGGUGGGAAGAUCUGCUAUGACUCCCUGGACCCCACUAAGUUUGCCAAGUGGAAAUCAGUGUUGAAGUCCUUCCUGAUAGCCUGCUUCAUCUUCAAUGUGCUCCUCUUCAUCACAGCACUGCUCUGCUUCUCCCUUCGCCUGGCCCUCCAGUUCACCCUGGCUGAGGGGCUGAAGAACAGCAUGAAGUUCUACAAGGACACAGACACGCCUGGCCGCUGCUUUAUGAAGAAGACCUUGGAUAUGAUGCAGAUGGAGUUUCGCUGCUGUGGGAAUAACAACUACAGGGACUGGUUUGAGAUCCAGUGGGUCAGCAACCGAUACUUGGACUUCAGUGCCAAGGAGGUCAAAGACCGAAUCAAUAGCAAUGUGGAUGGGCAGUACCUAAUGGAUGGGGUCCCUUUUAGCUGCUGCAAUCCUAACUCUCCAAGGCCCUGCAUCCAGUACCAGGUGACCAACAACACCGCCCACUACAGCUAUGACCACUACACAGAAGAACUCAACAUCUGGAAAUGGGGUUGCCGGGAUGCACUCGUCUCCUACUAUGGGGGCUUGAUGAACACCAUUGGAGCAUUGGUGCUGCUGGUCACUGCGCUGGAGGUGGGAGUGAUGGUGGGUCUGCAGUAUGUGAACACCUCGCUGGCAACGCUGGUGAACCCUGAGGACCCAGAAAGUGAAAGUGAGGGCUGGCUGCUAGAGAAGAGCGUGAAGGAGACGUUCACUGAAAUCUUGGGGAAAAUGAAGGCGGUAGGUAAGAGUAAUCAAGUAGAGGAGGGCGGAGCAGAGCAACCUGCAGCCACGACAAGCUGA